UUUUUUUUCUCUUUCUUUCUGUAGAUUUCGUCUAUAGCAUCGUCAUAAUAAAGAAAACAUAGCAAAGACAUAGUCAUAUAUUUCAUAUUGCUGGCUUUUUUUUUUAUUCUGAUCAUGUCCAAUGGUAAGACGAUGGAGUACAAAAAAAGCCUGUUAUUUAUCUAGUGUAGCCCAAGAAACCAAAACAUUCACUGCUACCAGUAUGGCUUCAGCAACAACAUCAUCAACAGUAGCAAAAACUACAGAUUCAAUAGUCCUCGGAUCGACAUCAAUAAUUUCAGUCUCAAGUACACCUUCGGGUAUCGACUUGAAUGAUUUUUUGUCUUCUUUAAUGCCUACAUCUAUACCCACCACUACUACUACAUCAUCUUCAACUGCUUUCGCAAGCACUGAAAGCGCAAGUUCUUUUUCAAGUAAUGUCAGUAAAUUACCUAUUGCAUCUUCAACACCUAUAUCAAAUAGCGACAACAGUCUAAGUUCGGUUGAUCUGGGCGCAAUCAUUGGCGGGUGCGCUGGCGGCAUCUGUGUAUUGGUCCUCAUCACUUUUUUUCUUUGUAUACGAAAAAAAAAUAAGAAAGAAAACGAAUUCAUCAUCAACAACUUUGCUAGAACCUCAAAAACUUUUUAUAAAGACAAUAAUAACGAAAUAGUUCCUGUCACUACCACACAACCCUUUCAGACAUUUCAACCGAACAUUACAAAACCACCUAAAGCAUUUGAUACGCCACAACAAAAUGGAAAGGGUUUUUACAUCAAUAACAAUGACACAACAAUUAAAUAUUAUAAUAUUUUGGUAGGCACCGAUUCUCCAACAAAGCAAAACUCUCCUGUGACUCCGCCUGUCAAUCCUUAUAACAACAAUGUCGAUCAAAGACGAGUGCAACGCAGCCCAAGCACAGUUUCAAAAGGCGCUCGAUUGUCUAAAUACAACUAUCUCACUCAAGCAUUCUCUCAAAUGAAGCCUGAAACGAACAAUGAACAGGCUUCUGUAUCACAUCAAUCAGUUGUGAUGACUGAGCAAAAUAAUAGACCCCACGUGCAUUCACCAGCCAACGUUCGUUUAGAUAUACCAUCAUUUGCAGACAACAAUAGUGUUAUUUCAGAAGUGAGCCAAUAUAGUGCACUAAUUCAGAAACAAUUAAAGAACAACAAUAGUAACAAUAAAUCUUAUCCUUACAUUUAAAGUUUGUACGAAUAUUCUUUUUUAGCGACUUUUUUUUAGUGGGUCCUGUUACACUUCUUUGAGAAC
Messenger RNA from Gilbertella persicaria, 1249 nucleotides. RefSeq lists its product as uncharacterized. The record is from RefSeq and is a predicted model, not a curated record. Bases 122 to 1183 code for a protein of 353 amino acids. NCBI's taxonomy places the organism in Eukaryota, Fungi, Mucoromycota, Mucoromycetes, Mucorales, Choanephoraceae. The transcript is spliced from 4 exons.